Myodes glareolus (Bank vole) is the source of this 3456-nucleotide messenger RNA. RefSeq names its product SIN3-HDAC complex associated factor (gene Sinhcaf). Gene Ontology annotation, biological process: negative regulation of cell migration. The record is from RefSeq and is a predicted model, not a curated record. NCBI's taxonomy places the organism in Eukaryota, Metazoa, Chordata, Mammalia, Rodentia, Cricetidae. Gene Ontology annotation, cellular component: Sin3-type complex.
UUUUCCCUCCACUUGGCAGAUCAAACUGAUCCCAUGAAUUCAUGGCAGUCCUGCCUCAGUCUCCCUAAUGCUGCUGAGAUUAAAGGCAUGUGCCACCAUGCCAUCAUGCAUUGCCUUUUGUGCCCCCUAAUCCAUCUGCUGAAGUUGACUUAGAUGUGGGGUCUCACUGGCCUCCAACCUAAAGAUAGUUUUUACCUUCCUUAAUAUUGGGAUUUUGACCAGAGGAGUUAAUUCCACUCAUUAGUGCAUGGACAUCAUUUCUAAACUCUAAGGUUGGGUUUCUGUGAUUUUCAUAUCUUCCUUUCAGCUCAAGGUGAUAAAUUUCCCAUUUAUCCCCUGUUUCCAUAGAGCACAGUUGAUGUGUGGAGUUUCUUGUGUCCUGGGAACAGAGGUCUUGGUGAACGCAUACAACUUUCCUCCGGGGGAGUUACAUUAAUAAUACAAAGGCACAAAAUGCCAAAAGUGUUAUAGAGUUUUAGUCAUAUUUCUUAAUGGCGUGCGUAUGCGGGGAGGCACAGUGAAAGAAAGAACCAGCAUGACUGACUGCUCAUUGUAUGAUGGUUUAUAUGUGGAUAUGAGAGAGAACAGCCGGAGGCAUCUGGAAGAGUCCAGAGCAAGGGAGAAGGUAGAUUGGACAUGGCCAGGGUUCUGUAAGAAAAGGGAGAAUAACCAGAGGUAGGGAAAGUAGAGAGAGCAUAGUUGGAGGGAGUUUAGGGUAAAAGAGGUGAGAAGGGCUAGUGUGAAACGUAUAGCAGGUAUUUGUGAUACUGAGGGACCCUAGAGCCCAGAAUGGGCUUUGAUAUGCUGAUAGCUGCCAUGUUCCUUGAGGAUGUGGUAUAGUUAGUUGAUAGGGUAUGUAAUUUAAGAAAAAUUCUGUUCUCUUUUAGAAUAUUUGCAAGGAGAGAUAAAGGAGAUAGUGGGUGCCUCCCAGCUACCCAGCUACUGCCCAGAAGAGAAGAUGUUUGGUUUUCACAAGCCAAAGAUGUACCGAAGUAUAGAGGGCUGCUGUAUCUGCAGAGCCAAGUCCUCCAGUUCUCGGUUCACGGACAGUAAACGCUACGAGAAGGACUUCCAGAGCUGUUUUGGGUUGCACGAGACUCGCUCAGGAGACAUCUGCAAUGCCUGUGUGCUGCUCGUGAAAAGAUGGAAGAAGUUGCCGGCGGGAUCAAAAAAAAACUGGAAUCACGUGGUAGAUGCAAGGGCAGGACCCAGUCUGAAGACAACGUUGAAACCAAAGAAAGUGAAAACUCUGUCUGGAAACAGGAUGAAAAGCAACCAGAUCAGUAAACUGCAGAAGGAGUUUAAACGCCACAAUUCGGAUGCUCACAGCACCACCUCAAGUGCCUCCCCUGCCCAGUCUCCCUGCUACAGUAACCAGUCAGACGACGGCUCAGACACAGAGAUGGCGUCCAGCUCUAGUAGGACUCCAGUGUUUUCCUUCUUAGAUCUUACCUACUGGAAAAGACAGAAGAUCUGCUGUGGGAUCAUCUACAAGGGCCGCUUUGGGGAGGUCCUCAUCGACACGCAUCUCUUCAAGCCUUGCUGCAGCAGUAAGAAGGCAGCUGCUGAGAAGCCCGAGGAGCAGGGGUCGGCGCCUCUGCCCAUCUCCACUCAGGAGUGGUGACUGAGGUUCAUGUAGAAGGGAACAAAGAGUGAUUUUAAACUUUGAAAAGACCACAAAGCAACAAAUUGACCCUCCUAUUUUUAACUUGGAUACCUGCUAUUCUGCCAAAAGACAUUUUUCUAGAAUAGUUUCAUGGGUUACCCAUCCCCUCAUCCAACAAACUUUGAAGCCAGUUUCUUCUAGCUUACUACAAGAAAGAAGUGUACAUAAUAUUUAAGAUGCUGGGUAUUUCAUAGGAAAGCUGAAUGCUGCUGUAAAGUGCUCUUUAAAGUCUUUUUUUUUUAAUCCCCUCUAAUGAAUGGAAGUAGGGGAAUUUCAGGGGACAGAGAUGGGAUUUGUGUGUGAUAAAUAAACCAUAUGUAGUUUAGUCUUUCUGUGGAGAGGCAGUGGUUGGGGCAUUUUUAUAUGGCUGGCUACACUUGUUUUCCCUCAUGAUGAUUUGUCAUAACUCAGUAGCACGACCUGCCCCCUAGAGGUAGUUAGGAAUUUUUAAAUGCUAAGGUGUUGCCAAGGCUCUGAUGAUUCAGACCUGUACUACUGAUGAUUACGCAGGACAGACUGAGCUUUCUGCAAAUAGCUUGAAGGAGGAAGCAAUCUCUGAACACACAGGCAGCACCGAGUCGCCUCCCCUCGUCAUAUUUGAUAAAAAGACUUUAUGUGAAUCUUAGAAAACAGAACCAGAGCUCCUUCUGGGGAAGGCCAGCCUGUAGGAUGAGCAAGGUCCUAUGGGGAUAGUACCAAAGCAUCACCAUGCGGUAGAGAACACGUGGUUAUAAACUACUUAAACAGAAUGUGUAAGUCCUGGGGAUGCGUGGGGCACAGUUGAUGCUGCUUGGGGCACAUUUCUUAGAGGGCUUACAGUGUGUAAACAAUUGACAUUGGUGUUACACAACUGUCUGGGAUUCACUGAAAUCCACACGAUUCAGUUCUAGCUCUGGAUUACCUCAGUUGACCUUUUGUGGAGGUUUUUUUUUAUCUAUAGAGUAGCUCUUUGCCUUGUCAUAACUUUAUUAGGGUUUUGGGUUUUGUCUUAUUGUUUUUUUCUCUCUCUAUUUAAAGUUUGAUUAGAAGAAAAGAGUUGUGUGUUGAGGCUAAGUUGUGUGGUUGGAUUGGGUCGGCUUCUUGGAGUUGGGCUUCUGAACAUCAAGAUAGCUGAAUGGAGCUCCUCGUGUGGAGAUCUCAGUGAGGGCUUCUCAGUUGAGCCAGACUGAAAGUUGUCCGAUUGCCUCUUUUCAGAGUUCAGGAAAAAUAGUGCCAUUUCAGACCUCUUCUAGAGGGAGGGGUGUGUGGCUGCCUUAGUAUUCUGUCGCUCAUGGUUAUUUUAAAAACUGGAUUUUUAAAAGUCUGUUGGUGUUUCACAACGGGGAGGGCCACAGUUUGUGGCAUCCUAUAGUUUUAUAGUUUUACAUUUUGUGUGUCUCUUCCUUUUUGGAAAAACCUACCUAGUACAAGCCACCGCAUGCACAGACUGCCCAGUGAGUGGGUUGGUUCUCCACGGCCCUUGGUGUAGUACAGAGUCCAGCCGUUACCAUUCUCCCGCGGUGCUUUGACGCGGGAUGUUUCUUUUGUACAUUUUGGCUGCAGUAUUGGUGGUAGAAUAUACUUUGAUGGAUCAUCUCUACUUCUGUAUUUAUUUAUUUAUUACUAGACCUCAACCACAGUCUUCUCCCCUCCACUCUCUGCCGUAGGAUGUACUGUAUGUAGUCAUGCACUUUGUAUUAAUAUAUUAGAAAUCUACAGAUCUGUUUUGUACUUUUUAUACUGUUGGAUACUUAUAAUCAAAACUUUUACUCUAGGGUAUUGAAUAAAUUUAGUCUUACUAGAAAAUAAAA